AUGAAGAAUUUCGACGUCGCCAUCGUAGGUGGAGGUAUCGCAGGCCUGACACUGGCGAUCGCACUAUAUUACCGUCAAGUACCCGUCACAAUCUACGAGCAGGCACCGCAGUUCGGUGAGAUCGGAGCUGGGGUGUCCUUCAGCCCCAAUGCAGUCCAGGCGAUGAAGGCGUGUCACUGGGGCGUCCACCAAGCGUUCGAAAAGGUCUGCACCAGAAAUGAAUGGCCAUCGAAACAGAAAGUCUGGUUCGACUACCUUGAUGGCUACCGUGGUCCCAAAGACUCAAGCAAGACUCAGGAGAUCGCGUUCAGCAUCUGCAACAACUUGGGCCAGAAUGCCGUGCAUCGUGCACGUUUCCUCGAUGAAAUCGUCAAACUGGUUCCCAGGGAGAUUUCUCGAUUUGGCAAGAAGCUCGUGAACAUCACUGAAAGUCAAAAUCGGAGAAUGGUGAUGUAUUUCGAGGACGGCACAACGGCUGAAGCGGACGCCGUGAUUGGUUGCGAUGGCAUAAAGUCCCGUAUGCGGCAACUUAUUGUCGGCCCUAACCAUCCGUCCGCGCAGCCUGUAUAUACUCAUAAGUAUGCAUACCGAGGAUUGGCGCCGAUGAAUGAUGUUAUUGCGGCAAUUGGAGAAGAAUUGUCGUUGAACGCCUGUAUGCAUUUGGGCCCAAACGCCCACGUGUUGACGUUUCCGGUCGAUCUCGGAAAGACACUCAACCUCGUGGCCUUCAAAACGACCUCGCAGCCAUGGCCUGAUUCGCAGCGACUAACGAGACGUGCCAAUCGAGCGGAGGCGCUUAGCGACUUCAAAGGGUUUGGACAGAAUGUCAUCAAACUGUUGAAUCUGACCAAGCCGGACCUCGACGUCUGGGCUAUCUUCGACCUCGGGGAGCAUCCACCGCCAACCUACUAUAAGGGCCGCCUUUGUAUAUCGGGAGACGCCGCACAUGCCACCUCUCCACAUCACGGUGCUGGUGCCGGGAUCUGCAUCGAAGACAGCGCAGUCAUGGCAGAAUUGCUGGCGGAUGAACGUGUAUGCGAACCUGAUCACCUCGAAGCAGUCUUCGCCACCUUCAGCGCGGAGAGGAAAGAAAGAGGCGAGUUUUUAGUACAGAGCAGUCGAUGGAUUGGAGACUGCUAUGAAUGGCGGGCAAGCGGCAUUGGCAGCGAUAUGGCCAAAAUCGAAGCCGAGAUCAAUAAGAGGAAUGGCAUCAUUGCCAAUAUUGACAUGACGAAGGUAUGUGAGCAUGCGCGGGAGGAACUGGGCAAGAGAUUAUGCUAA
Messenger RNA from Rhinocladiella mackenziei CBS 650.93, 1281 nucleotides. RefSeq lists its product as uncharacterized. The record is from RefSeq and is a predicted model, not a curated record. NCBI's taxonomy places the organism in Eukaryota, Fungi, Ascomycota, Eurotiomycetes, Chaetothyriales, Herpotrichiellaceae. Bases 1 to 1281 code for a protein of 426 amino acids. Gene Ontology annotation, molecular function: FAD binding. The transcript is spliced from 3 exons. Gene Ontology annotation, biological process: secondary metabolite biosynthetic process.